AUGGCUAGUCUACUGUGGCUUGCUCACUUUCUCUGCUUCUUUUUGUUUCACUUGCAUUUUCAAGCUUCUCUAUCUUUUUCUUUUAAUUCCUCCUCUGCUGCCAUGCUGUGCCAGCAUGACCAGAGUCUUGCCUUGCUCCAAUUCAAGAAAACCUUUUCCAUCACAAGUGAUGCCUCUUCCUGGGAUUUCCCUUACCCCAAGCCUUAUCCAAAGACUGAGUCUUGGAAAGAGGGCACGGAUUGCUGCUGGUGGGAUGGGGUCACUUGCGACAUAGAAACGGGUAAUGUAAUUGGCCUUAACCUUUCUUCUAGCUUGCUCUAUGGUACCAUCCAUUCUAAUAAUGCUCUUUUCUUCCUUCCUCAUCUCCAAAAGCUUGACCUCUCUAACAAUGAUUUCAACCGCUCUCAAAUUGUACCUCAGUUUGGCCAGUUUUUGAAUUUAUCAUAUCUUAACCUAAACUACUCUGUUUUUGAGGGCCGAAUUCCACUAGAAAUUUCUUAUCUGUCUGGUUUGGUUUCGCUUGAUGUUUCUAGGAACAAUUAUUUAAUACUUGAAGCCACUACUUUUAAUGAGCUUGUUCAUAACUUAUCCCAGUUACGGGAAUUAGACUUGAGUGAAGUAAACAUGUCUUUGGUUGCACCUAGUUCCCUGAUGAAUUUGUCUUUUUCUUUGACAUCUCUCAAUCUCCAUUCUUGUUCAUUGGAAGGCAAAUUCCCAGAUAUCAGUCAUCUAUCUGUACUGGUUUCACUUGAUCUUUCUGAUAACUAUGAUUUGAUACAAGAAAGCACUUAUUUUAAAAAGCUUGUUCAAAACCUAACCCAGUUACAAGAAUUGGACUUGAGUGGUGUAAACAUGUCUUUGGUCGCACUUAGUUCCUUGAUGAAUUUGUCUUCUUCUUUGACGUCUCUUAAACUAAGCAGAAGCCAAUUGCAUGGCAAAUUCCCAGAUAUCAGUCAUCUAUCUGUACUGGUUUCACUUGAUCUUUCUGAUAACUAUGAUUUGAUACAAGAAAGCACUUAUUUUAAAAAGCUUGUUCAAAACCUAACCCAGUUACAAGAAUUGGACUUGAGUGGUGUAAACAUGUCUUUGGUUGCACUUAGUUCCUUGAUGAAUUUGUCUUCUUCUUUGACGUCUCUUAAACUAAGGAGAAGCCAAUUGCAUGGGAAAUUCCCAGAUAUCAGUCAUCUAUCUGUACUGGUUUCACUUGAUCUUUCUGAUAAUUAUGAUUUGAUACAAGAAAGCACUUAUUUUAAAAAGCUUGUUCAAAACCUAACCCAGUUACAAGAAUUGGACUUGAGUGGUGUAAACAUGUCUUUGGUUGCACUUAGUUCCUUGAUAAAUUUGUCUUCUUCUUUGACGUCUCUUAAACUAAGGAGAAGCCAAUUGCAUGGGAAAUUCCCAGAUAUCAGUCAUCUAUCCAAAUUGGUUUCAUUGGUCCUCUCCCACAACAAUUUUAAUGGUGAGAUUCCCUCCUCAUUUGGAAACCUUAAACAGCUUCGUACUUUGAGCCUCCGCAACAGCAGUCUCGGUGGUCAAAUUCCAUCCUCACUUGGAAGCCUUAAGGAACUCUUUAUAUUGGACCUCUCCUAUAACAAUUUUAAUGAUGAGAUUCCCUCCUCAUUUGAAAACCUUAAACAACUUGAAGAAAUGUACCUCAGCAACAACAAUCUCAGUGGUCAAAUUCCAUCCUCACUUGGAAGUCUUAAAGAACUUUUUUUAUUGGGUCUCUCCUACAACAAUUUUAAUGGUGAGAUUCCCUCCUCAUUUGAAAACCUUAAACAUCUUCUAAUUUUGGACCUCAGCAACAACAAUCUCAGUGGUCAAAUUUCAUCCUUACUUACGGGGCUUAAAGACAUCUUCUUAUUGGAUCUCUCCGAUAACAAUUUUAAAGGUCGCAUCACUAUCCAAGGAAGCAGGCUUUCAAGUUUAGCAUACCUCGAUUUAUCCAACAACUUGUUACAUGGCCCAAUUCCAAGUUCAAUUUUCAAACUUGUGAGGUUGAGUGUUGUCAUUCUUUCAUCCAAUAAAUUGAUAGGAGAAGUCUCUUCUGCAGUUUGCGAGUUAAAUUCUCUUCAAAUUCUUGACCUGUCAAACAAUAGUUUGAACGGCUUCAUGCCACAAUGUUUGGGAAAUUUCAGCAACAAUCUUUCAGUAUUGCACUUGGGCAUGAACAAAUUCCAUGGAACCAUCCUUGAAUCGUUUUCAAUAGGCAACAACUUGAGAUAUUUGAACUUCAAUGGUAACCAACUGCAAGGGAAAAUUCCACCUUCCAUCUGCAAUUGUACAAAUUUGGAAAUUUUAGAUAUUGGAAACAAUAAUAUAGAUGACACAUUCCCCCAUUUUCUGGCAACACUUUCGAAGCUACAAAUUCUAAUUCUAAAAUCCAAUAAAUUUCAUGGUUUGGUGAAAGGGACCUCUACCAAUUAUUCAUUCUCAAAGCUACGAAUUUUUGACCUCUCCAACAACAUGUUUAACGGACCUUUACCUGCAGAGUAUUUCAAUAAUUUCAAGGCAAUGAUGAUCUUUGAUUUGAAUAUGAAAUACAUGGGAGCACCAAAUUAUUCUUCAUAUGAUUAUUCUGUGAGUCUGACACUCAAAGGCUUAGAGAUUGAGUUGGUGAAAAUCCAAACACUUCUUACAUCCAUUGAUUUGUCGGGCAAUAAAUUCACAGGGGAGAUCCCACAGUCAAUUGGAAAACUUAAAUCACUUAAGUUGCUCAACUUGUCUCACAAUCAACUCACAGGCAAUAUUCAACCAUCAUUGGGGAAUUUGAGCAAUUUGGAAUCUUUAGACCUCUCUUCAAAUCUUCUUGUUGGAAGGAUUCCAAUGCAGUUGACAUAUCUGACAUUUUUGGAAGUGUUUCGGGUUUCAAAUAAUCAACUUGAAGGACCUGUACCUGAAGGAAAGCAGUUCAACACAUUCGAUAGCAUUUCAUAUGAAGGAAAUUUGGGAUUGUGCGGAUUUCCGCUAGAAAAAUGUGACAAUGGGGAGAGGCAACAACCAGCAGCAUCAAAAGAAAUUGAUUCCAAGUCUAAAAUUGGAUUUGGUUGGAAAGUUGUAUCGGCAGGGUAUGGAUGUGGAGUAAUAUUUGGUAUUGCAAUGGGAUAUGUUGUGUUUAAAACAAGAAAACCUACAUGGGUUGUGAGGAUGGUUGAAGGUGAAGGGCAUCGAAAGUUAAAAAGAUUUAGCAAUUAA
Messenger RNA from Hevea brasiliensis (rubber tree), 3195 nucleotides. RefSeq names its product receptor-like protein 9DC3. The record is from RefSeq and is a predicted model, not a curated record. The transcript is spliced from 2 exons. Lineage: Eukaryota; Viridiplantae; Streptophyta; Magnoliopsida; Malpighiales; Euphorbiaceae. Gene Ontology annotation, molecular function: protein binding. The coding region runs from base 1 to 3195 and encodes 1064 amino acids.